Molecule: messenger RNA, 2782 nt
Organism: Lentinula edodes (shiitake mushroom)
Lineage: Eukaryota; Fungi; Basidiomycota; Agaricomycetes; Agaricales; Omphalotaceae
Product: ras guanine nucleotide exchange factor domain-containing protein
Exons: 5
Coding region: 198-2696 (832 amino acids)
Biological process (GO): small GTPase-mediated signal transduction
Molecular function (GO): guanyl-nucleotide exchange factor activity
Source: RefSeq, a predicted model, not a curated record
UAGACUUCCUGAAAAGGUACUAAACAUGUUGACCGACGUCCAAGCAAAACUCAUUGUGUCUUUUCACGGAUGGCCACCAAUUUCAAGGUCACGACAUAUAUCAAGUAUUCGACAAUGAUCUUUAUAUGAACUCCUGCUUUCACGAGUAUCUCUGAAUCUCCCGCGAGAAACUGUCGAUACGAAGCUGAUUAUCUGCUAUGUACGUGUCCUCGAAUCCAGUUUCCAGCGUCGAACGACGCGACACAAAGCCGAAGGAGAAGUCCACAGCAGGUCCUGUGGCUGCUCUUCCUACCCCUCCUUCAAGUUUACCAGCUCGUCGCCAUCGAUCUGCAUCUAUAUCUUCAGAUGAUACUAGCAAAGCGACUUUCUUACCUCAAUUUGACCACACGUCCGGGACGUCUUCGCGUUUGAAGUACGAUCUUCGCGCAGGCCAUCCUUCGCUUUUUCGUAGCAUCAAGCUCCUUCGCGCCUUACGGUCGACUGCCGAUGUUCCCGGGGUACGAUCCCUGGCUCAGGUUCUCCUUUCGAGCAUCAUCAACGUCGUACAUCUAAUGCAGGUCCCCCAAGACGUUAAAGAUGACCAGAAAUACUUAGAGAACAUCCAAGCUGUCUCUUUUAUGGUUCAGCAGUUUCAGCAGGGAGUCGAACGAUUAGAACAUGUGGACGCGUCGCGGGGAGCUGCAGCUGUUUCCCGAGUUGUAGACAUAGCUGAGCUGACCAUUGACGCGCUGGAGCGCCUUCUUGGUCUCACGGAGCGAUUGGUCAAACCCCUUCCAGAAAUUCCAGCGGACGCAGUCGAGGAAGUCAAAGCUCCUGGUCUACCUCCUACACCUCAUCUCCGUGCUCCGAAAGGCUCCACCUCCGAUCGCUCUUUUGCGCGGAUGUCCCUCGCCCAGAUCACCACUGAAGUCCUAGAUCAUCCCACAGAGGAUUCUCCCAAAUCGAGCUCUAGUUCUAGGACGUCUGCUAUUCUUACCAUUUUGCAUAAAGCUAGGGAUAAAAGCGUCUUGGGGUCACUUUUCAAAUCCAAAUCAGAUGCAGCGAGCAGUGGCGAUGAAUACCCGCAAUAUGCUCCCCGGAAUUCUGCUCUCUAUUAUCCUGUGGAUCCGUUGAACCCCGACGUCGACGUCGAGCUUCCUCCAAUGUCCGAAGACGCGAUGAACAUUACCCUCAGUCAUGACAGCGCGCACAUGAUCAAAAUGUCCCUCGUCGCUGUAAUUCGACUCUUGACCUCCAAGGAUGCGAUUCAAGACCCGUACCUUAUCCAUUGGUUUUUCACAACUUUUCGAUAUGUUCUCCUUCCCAGUGACGUUCUCGAUCUACUCAUCUCCCGAUUCAACGAACCCAUGCCAGACGAGCCUAUGGAUCAGAAGCAAAUGCGCGUCUGGUGUAACAACCAUGCCAAAAUUGUUCGCCCACGCGUCGUCAGUGUGCUUAUUCGGUGGCUUACUCAGUUCUGGGAACCACCCUAUGAUGACUCUUGCGUCUUGAACGACAUGCAGGACUUUGUCUUAAAACAAGUUUCUGCUUCGCUUCUCCCAGAUCGCUUGGGUAUCGCCUUUGCUCAAGCUGUCAAAGUUGUUCGAGUUGACGGCGUCACUCGUACUACGUGGCUUCAAAAGCGUCAACAGAGUAUAUCCUACAGGCGUCUCUCUAACCCCGCGCCCUACGCUUUCGUCGAACAAUGUACAACGAAGUUUCCUUUAGAUGCGUUCAAUUGCACUGCGGGGUACAAGGUACUUGCGGAGCAGUUGACACGCAUUGAAGCCAGUAUCUGGGGUCAGUUACCUGUCCAGGCUCUUGUUCGGUUAUGGCUGGAGAGGAAGACAAGGACCUGCGAAAUUCGCUUGGGAGCAAAGCUUUGCGAUAUAAAGGAACGUCACGAAGCCAUUGGAAUGGAAUCGAAGAAUCUCCAGGAACAGGUCGACAAAUCAACUAAGCGUAUCUUGGUUAAUACUCUGAAGUCUCAACAAAGAGCUCUUCUCAGACAAUCCAGCAGCCUCGCAGCACAGAUUCGGGUUUAUGAGGGCACCAUACAAGAAAUUACGGCGUCUAGAAACCUUGCGGAGCGUGCAGCAACGGCUGUCCGACAUUUCAAUCGCUCAUUGUUCAUGUUGGUUAUCAGUACUAUCUUGUUGGAAGCGGAACAUGAAGACGGGAUGGUGCGAGCCAUCAAGUUCUGGUUCAAAGUUUGUGGGCUGUGCUACGAUAUGAAGAACAACAGCUGUGCUUCGACUAUCUUCAUCGGGAUAACUAAUAUCUCAUACGUUUGGCGUCUUAUAGAAAUUCUCCCCGCACUUGAUUCCGCAACGGAAGAGAUGCACAACAAAUACCGUACCAUAUUCGAAAUAAACAACAAAAAGCUGAACGCCGAUGAAUUGCAAGAUACCCAGUUGGGGACCAUUGCAUGCAUUCCUCGUCUUCACAACGUCGAAAAAAGCACAACGCACAUCGCUAAUGCUUAUACCGCGCUCAUCAACGAAAAUAGUAUUCACGCCAAUCACUUACGGGUGAUUGGAAAAGUCAUCUCCGCACUCGAGGCACCUCGCCUAUACUCUCUCCCCAAAGACAAUACCGUGGAGGGCCUUCUUCGAAGCCACAUUUCCAGGUUCAAUGUUGCCGACGAAGCAACACAUAUGAAAUCUUUCGAAUUCAGAACGUUCGUAUUUCAGUGGAUUCUGGAUUUCCUUGAUUGAUGAUCUGGUUUUAUAGCACUCAACUCAAGCCUCGACGUCUACGUACCCCUCCCGCCCAACAACCUUCUUCGCCUCCUACGGUCGAC